Acanthopagrus latus (yellowfin seabream) is the source of this 1718-nucleotide messenger RNA. RefSeq names its product organic solute transporter subunit alpha-like. NCBI's taxonomy places the organism in Eukaryota, Metazoa, Chordata, Actinopteri, Spariformes, Sparidae. The transcript is spliced from 8 exons. Gene Ontology annotation, biological process: transport. The record is from RefSeq and is a predicted model, not a curated record. Gene Ontology annotation, molecular function: transporter activity. Bases 297 to 1523 code for a protein of 408 amino acids.
UAGACACGAGUUAGAUCUGUUCUGAUAUUUGCUAUUGAUGCUAUACUGAACUGAUCUCCACUCUCUGCAGACUGUGUAAUAAAUGCUUAUUCUUUUCCUCAAUUCUCUGACUGAUCCUUUGCUGCAUCAACGGACUCGGGCGAGGCGGUGCUUUAGGCCGCACUCAACACAUGCUAAACAACAAAAUAAUAAUAAGAAAAAUUUCAACAGUUAGGAAAGGCAAGAAAAAGGAAAAACUCCGCUCCGUUAUCCUUCUCCCUUUCAAACUGCCCACGUUUUGACGUCAAUUACCCGGGAUGUGGUCAUUUUUGCAGACGACUCAUUGUCCUGUGACAUCGGGAAAGAGGGGCGGGUCCACAGGGCGCAACAAGUGUUUCGGGCUGCAGACAUCUCCUCUGUGGAAAGUUGGAAGACUUCCUUUGGAUCCGUGGAGAGGAGAGUGGGGACUUUUUGUUUUGACGCACCGAGCGUGGAAGCAGCGCACAGGCUCUGACAUUUCACUGGAACUGGAGUCAAUCACCGUCCCGACAGCCGCCAGCAUGAAUAAUGGAUCCAUCCCAACUAUGCACCCGAGCUGUAUGGAGAAACCUCCUCUCGCCAUGGACAUCAUCCUCAAGUUGGACAUCUUUGGCAUCAUCCUGUACUCCGCGCUCACUUUCAUGGCGGCAGUGUCCAUGCUGGUCUAUUUAGAGGAGUGUGUCUACAUCUACAAGCACGUGCCCAACAAUAAGAAGAGCGUGAUCAUCUGGGUGAAUGGGGCCGCGCCGGUGAUUGCCACCAUGUCGUGUCUGGGGAUGUGGAUCCCCAGAGCCACCAUGUUUACCGACAUGACCUCUGCCUGCUACUUUGCCGUCGUGGUGUUCAAGUUCCUGAUCCUGAUGCUGGAGGAGGUGGGUGGCGAUGAGGCCUUCCUGAGGCGAGCAGGGAGACAUAAGCUGAAGAUCAGCACGGGGCCGUGCUGCUGCUGCUGCCUCUGCCUGCCGUUUGUCGCAAUCACACGGCGCACUCUCUUCCUGCUCAAACUUGGCUCCUUCCAGUUUGCAGUCCUGAAGAUUGUCUUCACCAUCCUUUCCAUUGUUCUCUAUACCAACGGGACUUUUGACCUGAGUGAUUUGAGCAUUUACGGAGCUGCCAUAUGGAUCAACCCGUUUGUGGGCAUCUUGACUAUCAUAGCCCUGUGGCCUGUAGCGAUCAUGUUCAUGCACCUGAGGGUCACCCUGCGUUCAAUCAAGAUCAUCCCCAAGUACGCCAUGUACCAGCUGGUGCUGGUCCUGAGCCAGUUACAAACAGCUAUCAUCAACAUCUUGGCUUUGAAUGGAACCAUCGCCUGCUCCCCGCCCUUCUCCGCCCCUGCCAGAGGAUACAUGAUGAGUCAGCAGCUUUUGAUCCUGGAGAUGUUCAUCAUCACCCUGGUAACACGUCUGCUGUACCGCCGACAGUAUGAUCCUUUACCCCAGGAAGAAGAAUCCGACAACAGCACAAGCCUAAAGCAGGCUGUCCUAUCUGAAUCUGAAUCCCCAUGAGAACUCUGAAUGUUUGUGUGUGUGUGUGUGUGUGUGUGUGUGUGUGUGUGUGUGUGUGUGUGUGUGUGUGAGAGAGAGAGAGAGAGAGAGAGAGAGAGAGAAAGAGAAUAUGUCAUUUGUACUUCCUGCAUGUAUUUGAUUAAGAGAUUUUAUAUAUAUAUAUAUAUAUGAACAUGAAUAAAUAUGUGAAUUGUA